CUAUGUGCAAAUGGGCCAGCGGAUUCAAUCCGGAAACCUAAAAUGGCUUCUCAGCUAAUCACAUGGAGCUGGUUCACCACCCCCAAACAACGUAAAACCCUCCAUCGCCACUAAAUCCAACAACGUAAAACCCUUAACCACCGCUAAAUCCACCUUCUCCACCGUCUACCACCACCAUCAUCUUCACAUGAUCAAAUUCGGAAUGCAAUUAAUUCAUUCUGAUAAAUUAUCCUCUCGACCUACCCCUAUAUCUGUUAUAAACGAACCGAGGUACGCUUGAUCCCUCAUUCUCUCUGUUUAUACAUUCAUUCUUGCAUCUGGGGUAGGUUUGAGUUUCGAUUCAACUACUUAAAAGACCGCGGAUUUUGCUCUUAUGGGUAUGAUUCCGAUUUGAGAUUCGAAAAUAUGCUCUCUCUGCGCCUAGGUCGCAGAUUUAGAACAUACACCACCAUUCCAGCCUCCAUUACCUCGACUUCUAAAACUAAAACUACUUUGACUGCAAAAGAUAUCAAGAAACCCUUAACGUUAGAGGAACCUGCCCUAAUUAAGCUCAAGGCAGAAAGAGACCCCGAAAAAUUAUUUCAUUUGUUCAAGGCUAAUGCCAAUAAUCGCCUUGUUAUAGAAAAUCUGGUUGCAUUUGAAGACACAGUUUCCAGGCUAGCAGGCGCUGGGAGGUUUGAUUACAUCGAGCAAUUACUUGAGCAUCAAAAGGCACUUCCUCAAGGCAGACGCGAAGGGUUCAUAAUGAGGAUUAUCAUGUUAUAUGGAAAGGCUGGAAUGAUUAAUCAUGCCAUCGAUACUUUCAAAGGUAUGCAUUUAUAUGGUUGUGAUCGCACUGUUAAAUCCCUCAAUGCUGCUCUUAAGGUUUUGUCACAUUCACGGGAUUUAGAUGCAUUUGAGUCGUUUCUUGGCCAUAUUCGUCGCCAGUUUGAUGUCAACCUUGAUAUCAUCUCCAUGAAUAUUAUAAUAGAUGCUCUUUGUCGAAUGGGUAUCCCUGAUAAAGCUUACAUGGCGAUGGGAGAGAUGGAAAAAUCAGGGAUCACACCUGAUGUGAUCACAUACACUACUCUAAUUUCAUCUUUCUAUAAACUGAAUCGAGCAGAAAUAGGAAAUGGACUUUGGAAUCUUAUGGUGAUGAGAGGCUGUUUACCAAAUUUAGCAACUUUUAAUGCUAGGGUUCAGUUCUUGGUGCAUAAAGGACGCUCAUGGCAGGCUAAUAGUUUAAUGGGUAUGAUGCGUUACAUUGGAAUUUCCCCUGAUGAGGUUACAUUCAACUUAGUGAUAAAAGGGUUUUGUAGAUCUGGUUAUAUUGAUAUGGCUAAAAGAGUUUAUUCUUCUUUACAUGAUGAGGGAUACAAGCCAAAUGCAAGAAUAUAUCAAACAAUGAUGCAUUAUCUAUGUAAAGAAGGCGAAUUUGACAUGGCAUAUACAAUGUGCAAAAAUAGUAUGGAAAAGAAUUGGUUUCCAAGCAUCAGUAGUAUUUGUCAGUUACUUCAAGGGCUUCAAGCCACAGGGAAGAUUGAAAAAGCUAGGUUUAUUUUAUCUUUGGUGCAUAAAAAAGUACCUUCAUUUAGCUCAAAUCAAAUGGGUAUCAUGGAAUCGGUUUUGAAAAAGAGUUGACACUGUUCUAUAGGAGGAACCUCUGUACAGUUUUUUAAUUCUGGUUUUGAGAACAGUUAGUUAAUCAAGAUUCAUUUACAAUGGAUAAUUAAUUAUCCAGGAAAAAAAAGAUAUAGUCUAAUAUGUUAGGUAAAUUUGUUGUACCAUUUUUGAUUCUUGAAUAAGAUUUUUGAUGGAGAUUUAUUUGAGAAUACCCAACUGGAGCUCUUCUGUUCUUCAACAUUUUGUUCUUUCUAACUUAACUUUAUCAAUCCCUUAUGAUUUACAUUUAAUGCAAUGGGAUACUAAAAUUUUGUCUUGUAGAAAACAGUUAAAGAUUGGAUGCUUCUAUUGGUAACAUAAUGUUUGAAUAGAGAAAAGGAGAGAAUUGAGAAGAAGAAACUGCAUAUGAACUUGCUAUAAUUAUCCAAUAAUAAGUUAUGGAUGAAAGAGGAAAGGAUGUUGGGGAAGCACAAGGACACGUGGCAUCAAGACAGGAGGAUCAUAUAUAAGUAUUUUACAGAAGAGGGAAACACUGGAAACCGAAGAAUUGACAAAUGGGGAUGAU
Lactuca sativa (garden lettuce) is the source of this 2167-nucleotide messenger RNA. NCBI's taxonomy places the organism in Eukaryota, Viridiplantae, Streptophyta, Magnoliopsida, Asterales, Asteraceae. The record is from RefSeq and is a predicted model, not a curated record.